UACUUACAGGCAAGAAAACAUUUGUAUGUGUUACUCUGAGAUGAACUUCUAUCUUUGUGUAUUUCUUAUGAUCUGGUUCAGCUGCUCCCCAGGUCCAUGAAACCAUGGGUACGCCCACUGGCGACAAAUCAUGGUUCCGAUCAACCUUCGCCAUCUCUUUCUCCUUCUCGGAGACCCAUUAGGGUAGGACCUACGCCGCGGUAUCGGUCGAGGGAAGAAAUGUACGCAGAUCGCGCUAAAAAAAAUCGCUCAUUACUGAUGUAUACUGGAGCCGUGAUCGUAAGUUUUUUAGGCCUAACCUAUGCUGCUGUCCCCCUCUACCGUCUCUUCUGCUCCGCAACUGGAUUUGCUGGCACGCCCAGUACACGGACCCAGGCUGCUCCUGGACCGGAAUACCCCGAAUGGAUGCCGGAAUGGUUGAAAAUUCUGCUCUCUCCCUCUACUGCAUCCCAAGAUCGUUUUGCUCCGUCGAGGUUGAUUGCUGUCGAUCCUGCAGAUGACCCAAAGUCAAGGAGGUUCAAAGUCACCUUUACAUCUAGCACUUCUACAGCGCUUCCAUGGACAUUCAGGGCCGCUCAGCAUCAUGUCUAUGUUCUUCCCGGCGAAAGCUCUCUUGCGUUCUACACGGCAAAAAAUAAUAGCAAAGAUGAUAUUAUAGGUAUUGCCACAUACAACGUAACUCCGGAUCGUAUUGCUCCUUACUUCUCCAAAAUUGAAUGUUUCUGCUUCGACGAACAAAAACUGCUCGCUUCGGAAACUGUUGAUAUGCCUCUUCUAUUCUUUAUCGACAAGGACGUACUAGAUGACCCCAGUUGUAGGAAUGUGGAAGAUGUCGUGUUAAGCUAUACAUUUUUCAGAGCCCGAAGAAACCAGCAAGGUCAUCUGGAGCCUGAUGCACCCGAAGACGUUGUUCAGGAAUCUCUUGGUUUUCAAACCUACGAGUUAGCAAAGCAGGAGUCCGAUAAGUUGUCGAAAGGAAUGCCAGAUAGAGACUAGUUUCAGGUAGUGAUAUCUCCAAAUAAGACUAUUAAACGAUACCGAUAGUGAAAUUGAUA
Messenger RNA from Lentinula edodes (shiitake mushroom), 1055 nucleotides. Its product is annotated as cytochrome c oxidase assembly protein CtaG/Cox11-domain-containing protein. The coding region runs from base 97 to 996 and encodes 299 amino acids. Lineage: Eukaryota; Fungi; Basidiomycota; Agaricomycetes; Agaricales; Omphalotaceae. The transcript has 5 exons. The record is from RefSeq and is a predicted model, not a curated record. Gene Ontology annotation, molecular function: copper ion binding. Gene Ontology annotation, cellular component: mitochondrial inner membrane.